AUGCUUAUUGAAAUUAUAAGAGAAGGUCUGAAACUCUGGCAAAAUGAAUAUAGCAUAGAAUUUGGGAUCUUUAUUAAAGAAGGGUUUCAUUCUAGGCAUGCUAUCCUUUAUGAUGCCAAAAGUUGGUCAGACCAUAAGAGGCGUCAAUUAGCUGAUAGAUUAUUUCGACAAGAAUUAGCUGAAAAAUAA
Molecule: messenger RNA, 189 nt
Organism: Funneliformis mosseae
Lineage: Eukaryota; Fungi; Glomeromycota; Glomeromycetes; Glomerales; Glomeraceae
Source: the annotation of a GenBank genome assembly